UUUAACUUUGGACCGUGUUGGUGUGGUUUGCAUUUAUAUGUUGCAUUCAAAAGAGUUAAUAUCACUCAAUUUGUCGAUUUUGAAUCACUUCACGCUUAACAUUCAAUCAGUUCAACAUGUCAACGACUGGUGAAACUACGGCUGCUACAGCGCCAAGAAAAAAGCGAUACAAAUUUCAAACGAAUGCGCAAAAAGAAAAGGAUGCUGAUGAUGAUGUAAACGAUAAUGGAUUGUUCGCGAUUAAAAUGCGCCUCAACACAAUUUUACGACCAGAGUUCAAUCACAUUGUCAAACCGUGGAUCGAACAGAAAAGCAUAAUGUCAACGAAAAUCACCGUUUUGGCAUCAUUACUUUUCUUGGAUAAAGUGAAAUCGGCACAAAUGAAUCGACAGUGGGAGUUUUUUAAAAACCGAACGUAUCCGGCCAAAAAAGGAAAGAAGAAAGGACAGCUCGUUGAAAAGAAUCGUGGCGAAGAAGUGAUUGAGCAAUGUUUCUAUGCCGUCUUGCAAAAAAACAAAGAAGGUGAGAAUAUGGAGCCACAUUUCCGUCAGUUUGUCGAAGAGCUCAGUCCAGAAAAUAAUUUCGCCUGGCCCAAGAACGAUUAUUUUGGUAAUCAUUUUAAAACGCUUUGCCAAAAUCACACGCGAUGCUUGAAAACCGGUCAAAAGACACACUGCAAGAAGAAGUUGAAAAAUUAUCUGCGAAUGCGAGCGUGGCAAUUCAACGCAGUGUCUACCGGUUGGAAAUUCGACAAGAAGGACAUUGACAAUGCAGUCGAUUUGAUGAUUCGAGGCUACAAUGCGAUCCGUGACACUCAUCAAAAUGCAGAUUUCAAACGACACAAGCGAACAUUACUUACUGGCAUGGUUACUGCAAUUGUGCGAGAAGUUGGUGGCCCAACCAAUGAUCACAACAUCAAGGAUUUUUCAAAAGGCGAUUAUUGGUUCAAAGCAACUGCAAUGUGGCUCGUUAUGCAGACAGAAAUCGAUGAGUGGCACAAUUGGGCGCAAGAUAACAAUGUGAAGAUACCAAAUAUCAAAAAUCUCUCGGUUGUUCCAUUGCCUGAUUAUCAACGAAAGGCAGUGUUCAUGUGCAAUGAUGUCUUCUAUCGAAUGCUGGCCGAAUCGAAACAACUUCCACAAGUUGAUGGUAGACAAGCAACCGAAAGUUACAUUCGCCAGAACAAAGAAUUCUAUUGGAAUCAAGUAUUCGAUUUAACGACCAUCAAUCGAAAACUGAAGAAAAACAAAGAAUUCCAUUAUACCAUCGUCAGCAACGGUGAAUCUGUGUCGAUUAUGUAUCGCAUGUCAAAGCAAUACGAGCAACAGAUGCAGAAUGAUGAUAUUCUUCGAAAGCAAUUCAUGGGCGGAAAAUUUGCUUACGAACUGGGAAUCGAUCCAGGCAUGAAAACAUGGAAUGCCACAGUUCGUCGAAAUAUCGAAACAAAGAAAGAAGUCAACUUGAAAACGUCCAGUAAGAAGUACCAUUGGCUGGCAAAGCAGAAGACGCGCGAUGUAAAGGCAAAACGAUGGACGAAGCAGUUCACCCAAGAGGAGCAGGACGAUCGAAAUAAUCGACAAUUGUAUCAGCGAAUGCCAUCACCACUGGGCAUACUCUGGAUUGAUUACGUUCAUCAUCGUAUCAAAAUGCUCAAGAAAGGAAUGGCCGUGUAUACAACACCGAAAUACACGCUGUUGCAGUUUUAUGUUUGCAUUAGAGGUGUCAAGCGCUCGUUUUCGUGUUCGUUCGCGUUCGUCACGAAAACGAACGAACACGAAACGAAAUUUAUCUUUGCAAACGAACACGUUCGUUUGUAGUGGCUGUCCUUGCGAACACGAACGAACUUGAAAAUCAAUUUCCACUCUGCGAACAAACAAGUUCGUUCGUAGUGGUCUUCUUUAUGAACGCGAACGAACACGAAACACAAUUUCUAAUCUGCAAACGAACGUGUUCGUUCGUAGUGCUGGUCUUUGCGAACGCGAACGAACGCGAAAAACCAUUUCCAUUCUGCGAACGAACGCGUUCGGACGUAGUGGCUUUCUUUAAUAAAACUCUGGUCAUUAAACAAAAGGC
Molecule: messenger RNA, 2073 nt
Organism: Contarinia nasturtii (swede midge)
Lineage: Eukaryota; Metazoa; Arthropoda; Insecta; Diptera; Cecidomyiidae
Exons: 3
Coding region: 117-1817 (566 amino acids)
Source: RefSeq, a predicted model, not a curated record